AUGUACGAACAGAUGAUCCAGGGCAUAAUCGAGUACGAGAUGUCCUACUACCGGAUGAUUUAUUCGACGGUUUCCGAUAUCCCUCCCUUUUGCCUUCGCCAGGUAACUGGGCAACUGAGAUACGAGGUAUACAGCUGGUUUAUGACGAAAGCCAACAUCGGCUUUUUAAUUCCAAUAACGAUCAUCAACCUAGGCGCCUUGGUUGCUCUCUACCAGGCUAUGAUAAUCGCGAAAGAUGGUGGCUACAUGUAUCAUCCAUCUCAUCCAAGACCGAUCAUAUAUGAUGAUCACACACAUAUAUCAGUCACUAUGUCACGUACCAAACAUAGUAGCCAGACAUGA
Laccaria bicolor S238N-H82 is the source of this 342-nucleotide messenger RNA. RefSeq lists its product as uncharacterized. The coding region runs from base 1 to 342 and encodes 113 amino acids. The transcript is spliced from 2 exons. The record is from RefSeq and is a predicted model, not a curated record. Lineage: Eukaryota; Fungi; Basidiomycota; Agaricomycetes; Agaricales; Hydnangiaceae.